GCUGUACCUGACGAAGAGUACUAGAGUAUUAGACUAUCUGAACAUGGCUUUGAAUCGAAAUCAUUCUCAAAACGGAGGAGUUUUGAUUAACAACGGCGAGAGUGUGUUGAGGGAAUGCAAGAAUGUGGAGCUGUCCUUCAGUGAUGUCACCAGCAAGACAGACCUGCUGAGGGGGUCCAAGAAAGGGACUGUUUACCUCACUCCAUACAGGUUGGUGUUUGUGUCCAGUAAUGCCAAGGACAGCCUGGGGUCUGUGAUGUUCCCGUACUACCUGAUGAAGGGCUGCAGCAUUGAGCAGCCAGUCUUCGCCGCCAAUUACAUCAGGGGCACAGUGUCUGCUGAGGCUGGGGGAGGCUGGGAAGGCCAGGCUAGCUUCAAGAUGUCUUUUUCCAGUGGGGGAGCCAUCGAGUUAGGUCAACACCUCUUCAAACUGGCAACAAAUGCAUCUCGUGCCCCUCCUGCUCAAAACGGAGGUGCCUCCUUUGGCUAUCCCUCUCCUGGAGUAAUGAAUGGCUACGGCCCACCACCUGUUCCUCAGAACUACCCGUAUGAAUCCCCACCCCAGCAGAAUGGUUUCUACCAGGCUCCCCCAGGCAACAUGGGCUAUCCCUACCCUAUGGCAGCCGCAGGAAUGUACCCAUCUGCCCCUGCCUACAUGGCCCCACCUCCCCCGUAUCCUGGGCCCCCCCAAAACUGGGCAGCUCCCCCUGCAGGUAAUGCCAAGGCAGCAGAGGCAGCAGGCAGCGCCUAUUUCAACCCCAACAACCCCCACAAUGUCUACAUGCCCAUGGAACAGCCUCCUCCCUAUGCACCUUCUGCCCCUCCUGCUCCUUACCCAGGCUAUCCAGAGAAGAAGAACAACUAAAGCUCAAUAACCAUCAUCCACUAAUAAAUGCAACAGCAAAUUAUUAAGGGGAUGAUAAUUAUUAGACUGGAAAGGAAAGUAUAAAGUACUACAUUGACAAAAAGGCAAGAUUAUUUUCUGGCAAUUCACACAAGUAAUUUUGAGGCACAACAAUGUUGGGACAUUUUCAAAUGAUGAAUGGUUCCUUUUAAUCAUGAGUAAAGCUUUAUUUCACCCCCUCC
Salmo salar (Atlantic salmon) is the source of this 1086-nucleotide messenger RNA. RefSeq names its product WW domain binding protein 2. The record is from RefSeq and is marked provisional. Gene Ontology annotation, molecular function: transcription coactivator activity; chromatin DNA binding. Gene Ontology annotation, cellular component: nucleus. Gene Ontology annotation, biological process: positive regulation of DNA-templated transcription. NCBI's taxonomy places the organism in Eukaryota, Metazoa, Chordata, Actinopteri, Salmoniformes, Salmonidae.